Messenger RNA from Camelus dromedarius (Arabian camel), 3833 nucleotides. It is a transcript of the gene ZNF750, whose product is annotated as zinc finger protein 750. Gene Ontology annotation, cellular component: nucleus. The coding region runs from base 123 to 2177 and encodes 684 amino acids. NCBI's taxonomy places the organism in Eukaryota, Metazoa, Chordata, Mammalia, Artiodactyla, Camelidae. Gene Ontology annotation, biological process: positive regulation of transcription by RNA polymerase II; epidermis development. The record is from RefSeq and is a predicted model, not a curated record. The transcript has 2 exons. Gene Ontology annotation, molecular function: promoter-specific chromatin binding; DNA-binding transcription activator activity, RNA polymerase II-specific; RNA polymerase II cis-regulatory region sequence-specific DNA binding.
UCAUCGGACCUGCAGCCCGUGGAGCCGGCUUCAAGUAAGAGCUCGGAGAGAGAGCAGAGCAGGAGCAGACGUGCCGCCUCACAGCCCAGCGUGAACCCUGCUGGCGAGGCCGCACAGGGAAGAUGAGCCUCCUCAAGGAGCGGAAGCCAAAGAAGCCGCACUACAUCCCCCGGCCCCCGGGGAAGCCCUUCAGGUACAAGUGCUUCCAGUGCCCCUUCACGUGCAACGAGAAGUCCCACCUCUUCAACCACAUGAAGUACGGGCUCUGCAAGAACUCCAUCACGCUCGUGUCCGAGCAGGACCGCGCCCCCCGGUGCCCCAAGCCACGCUCCUCAGACCCCGGGCCAGCUGGGCAGCCCGGCCCCACGGCCAUGCCCGCCUCAUCCAAGCCUGGCCCGGGGGCUCUCGCGCACCUGGACACCAAGCCUCAACACGGCCCGCCCACGGACGAUACCAAGGAGAACCCAGACCUGCAGGCACGUGGACCCCACAGGGGUGCCGGGCAGCGGCCUGCUCUGCACAAGGAAGCGGCGCCCCCAAGCCCCACUGCGGAAGCCACCACGCGCACCCCUCCCUCCACGGAAGGCGCCACGCGGCCCUCAGCCUUCGUCCCCAUCGGGGAGCACAGGCUCAAAGGGCAGGAGCUCACUGAGGCUCCUGAAGCGCUGGCCCCUCCCCACCCUGCCGCCAAAGCUGCCUCCUUCCACGCCAAGUCCGCUUUCCACGCUCCUGGCUACCCGUGGAAAGCGGGCUCCCCCUUUCUCCCGCCCGAGUUCCCCCAUAAAAUCCCCUCCACCAAGGGAUUUGGAGCCACUGCCCCGUACAUGCACCCUGCAGUCCCAGAGUACCCACCACACUUCUACACCGAGCACGGACUGGCCACCAUCUACUCGCCCUACCUUCUAGCCGGGAACCCGGCCGAGUGUGACAGCCCCCUGCUGUCUGUCUAUGGAGCCCAAGACCAGAGACACUUCCUGCCUCACCCAGGGCCGCUCCCUAAGCACCUGAACCCAGCUCCGUCCACGUACGACCACUACAGAGUUUUCCAGCAGUUCCACUCCAAUCUGCCAAUUCCUUAUGGAUUUUACAGACCGGAGUCUGCCUUCUCCUCCUAUGGUCUCAGACUUCCCCCCAUCGCUGGCAUUUCGCGGGAUCAGAGCCCUCACCUACUGGAAGAAGCCACUCUGGUCUACCCAACCUCGAGUCCAUCCAAGAUACACUCUUCCAGCUCCCACAGAAAACACACAGAGUUUGAGAAAGAGAGUCCAACUCACGAGGCUAAGGACCCUUCCAGAGACGGGCAGAGGGACCCAGAAGGGACCAAGAUGAGCCCACGUGCAGGCAGUGCGGCCACAGGCUCCCCGGGAAGGCCGAGCCCCACCAACUUCACGCAGACCAGCCAGCCAUGCACCGGGCUGUGCGGGCUCCCGGACCAGCCAGCCUCCAGCGGGCCGGGCAGGCUCCAAGCACCGGAACAGAGCCCCGUGGCCUUCCCACCCGAGUGCCCACACCCCCAGGCUCCAGAGAGCAGAGACAAGUCCCCAAAAAGCCUCGAGGCCGGCAGUGCAGAGGCCCCGGCUCAGACCGGACACACCUCUCCUGGCCUAGACCCCACGCCCUGCAGCCCGGAGGACGGCUCCAGGACGGCCCCGCUGAACCUCUCCAAGAAGCCAGAGGUUGAGCUGACGGCCACCCACACCCCUGCCUACGGAGACUUCACGGAGCCGCAGGAUGUGCCCCUCAACCUCUCGGUGAAGGACCCCUGCAACGCCCUGACCCCAAGGCCAUCCUUCCACAGCCCCUCACGUGGGCCCGAGCCCACCACAGCCCCCACCGCGCGGACGAAGCCAGCAAGUUCUGGGGAUGCGAGCCCCGGGGAGGCCCCGGACACACAGGCAGUGGACAGCGAGGAGCAGAAGCAGACGGCAGCCGUGGCCCUCUGCCAGCUGGCGGCCUACAGCGCAGGGACCAGCCGGCCAGGCGAGGGGGAGCCCACGGCCCAGGAACUUUCCCACCACACCCCAGAAAGCCAGGAGGCUCCGUGUGACCUCAGACCCAAAGGGCAAAAGAGGACAAGUCCAAGGGAUGCAGGGAAGUCCCAGCAGGGAGCCAAGAGGGCCAAGCCCAGUGACACCACCAGGGUGCUCACGCUGCGGAAGAGAACUCGGGUGUCCUAGAGCCACGGCCCCAGCGGAGGCACAGCACACACACCCCUGGCUCCCAACGCUUUUCCACCGGUCAGCUUUUACAACACGGUGUUCUUCUCGAAAAAGAACUGCAAUGAAGCUGCAUUCAAUUCAGUUCUGUAAAUGCUAAGCAUGAACGUUAAAAGGUGCUUCCACUUUGGGGUGUAAAAUAUUUGAAUGACUCACACUUAAGACUUAAUGAGUUCAACGUUCUGUAAAAGAUCAAAUGAAAUGCAUGGGACUGAAAAGUAACUUUUGGGUGUUAGCAUCUUAGAGAAAAUCUCUUUAAAACACUUAUAAAUAGCAAUAGAACAAACUGUUUAACUGUUUUUCUAUUAAAUCUGUGUGUUCUGAGGUAAACAAUUCCUAAAAAAAAAAAAGCCAAGAAAAGACAUUUCCAGCCCUAGCAUCAAAAUGCCGUGUGUGAAGACGCUGUGAUUCGUGACAACUGAAAAACACGCUGACAGCAGACGCUAUUUAUACAAGUAAUUUAUUUCCACUGGGCAGACUGCGUUGCUGGCGAAGCUACUUGGCACGUGCGCUGUUUCUUCACCACGUUACAGUGAAUUCUCUCACUCAUGCAGCCUCAUUUUCCACUUCCUAAAAUGAUGUGUAUGUUGCUAAUUUUCCAAUAAACUCAUAGGUGAACCUUAAGGAUAUGUAAAAAGACGACCAACAUAAACUCUGGGUUAUACUUCAGAGUAUUUGCCUCAAUAAAUCAAUGAAAAGGAGAAAAGAGCUGAAGCCCCAGUUAGAAUAAACUGAGAACAAGGGUGCACCUGUGUGAGCGGCUGUGUGAGAGCGUGUGAGCAGGAGCGUGCCCACCGUCCACCAGGGCUCCAGCCCAGCGUCGCAGACACCCGCGGGCCACGGCCUCCUAAGCUGUUGCCUGGAAGAGCCAGCGGCCCUGCGGCCUCGUGUGGGCCCCUCCCCACCAUCCAAGGGCAUCUCAGCCAAUACACCACCUGCAGGGCCGACAAAGGGCCCAGAAACAGUGGCUGGGGCUGAGAAAGCCCUCUCUCCACAAGGCAGCUGGUUUUCACUCACACAUUGGCCAAAACAGAGGCGGUCCCAACAGAGCCGACCGAGGAGAGUUCAAACAACAGGCACCAUUAAAGCCAACGUCAUUCCCGGUGACACGUGUGGGACAGGCCUCAGCACUGAGAGCUGAAAAUUUAAAACGUUCAGUAAGAAGCUGAGGCAGAAAUUCAGCUCACUCUCAGUAUAAGCACCACACACCACACAGCUGAACUAGACGCUCACCUGAACAGCUGCGUUCCAGUAAAAUUUCAUUUUCAGUUGUCUUGAUCUAGUUUCUACUAAUAACUAAUUCUGCAAAAACUCAAUCUAGAAAAGUUCUUAAAUACUCAGUACCUUUUGGCAGAACAGAACGUAACAGACUUUGCAUUCACAGACAUCCUCUCACUGAAGGCCCUGGAGGGGGAGACCUGUAAGAGACCUUAACUAAGUGCAGGAAUACGUGACAUCAGGGAAAACUCUCUGGGAAAAGUAACCGGAAAUAUGGGCUCAAGGAGACAUGGGUAAGUCCCUGCAUGUGGACGGAGGAUGGUAGGUUUCAGUGUACCACAAUGGCUGAUCCACUGGGUGUAUUUAAACAGUGGGGGGAAGGUGGAGCUCAGGGGCAGA